This is a messenger RNA of Mya arenaria, 3207 nucleotides long. Its product is annotated as complement C2-like. The transcript is spliced from 15 exons. Gene Ontology annotation, cellular component: extracellular region. Gene Ontology annotation, molecular function: serine-type endopeptidase activity. The record is from RefSeq and is a predicted model, not a curated record. Gene Ontology annotation, biological process: complement activation; proteolysis. The coding region runs from base 85 to 2367 and encodes 760 amino acids. Lineage: Eukaryota; Metazoa; Mollusca; Bivalvia; Myida; Myidae.
UUUCUUGUAAGUGGAGACGAUUAAGAGCCCUCUUGUAAUAUAUCCUUCGUAUAAUCUCAAAUAUUGCGCAGUUAAAGUCCAACAAUGUCGGCGCAACUGCUUUGUGUCGUUGUGUUUUUUGCUGGAUUUUUUCUCGUUACCAAUUGUGAAGAAAAGUUCGGUUGCAAGUUGCCACAAGAACCUUUGUUCGGCCAUUUUGAUUUUAACGAAAGACGGAAGUCAUACCGAUUGAGCUGCGACGAAAACUUCCGGUUACAACCGGGCGGAUUGUUGAACCUUGACCGAUUUUGUAGAAACGGAAAAUGGACAGGACCUGUGAGAGAUUGUGUUCUGAAAUAUCAAGUCAGGAAACAAUGCCCCCAGCUGUACGACCCCAAAAACGGAAAGGUCUUCGCUGCAUCGCUAGAUCAAGGGGCUUCCGCUGCAUUCGAAUGUGAUAGUGGAUACCUUCUCGUUGGGUCACGUGAGGUGAUAUGCACAACCAGCCAGAUUUGGAGCGGGGAGAUCCCUAUCUGUAGAAGCAAUAUGAACGCUGCUGAUAUCGCCAACAACAUGAAGGAGACAUUUAUUGAUAAGUAUGCCGGAUCAACUUCGACAUCAGAGUCUGGACCCCAGGGGCGUCUCAGUAUUGGCAAACGAGGCCUUGACAUCAUCAUUGCCGUCGACACCUCGUCCAGUAUUGGGACAGAAUCUCUGAAAAUUGCAAAGCGGUUCAUGGAAGUCCUUGUCAAAAUAUUUGGUGUGUCUUCAAAUAAAGCCGGAGGCCAAAACGGAACACGAUUUGCCAUUGUAACGUUUGCAAGCACCGCCACUGUGCAUCUUCAGAUUGAUGACAAGCUUGUGCGAACGGUCAACUCCACCAUCGACAAAAUCAACGAGAUUCAGAUAACUGGAGGUGGCACGUCUAUUUCAAGUGUUCUAAACACCAUCAUCACUAAAAUCCAUCUCGUAAAGAUAGCCGGAUCAAACCGAAAAGGCCAGGAAACUAACAGAGCUGUUUUUCUGAUUACGGAUGCCUCACAGACAGUCAAAGCCAAUACCGACCAAAUGACUCAAAAGAUUAAGUUAUUGAAAGACGAAGGAUACGAGAUCUUCACAAUGGGAGUUGGAAGAAACAUCGACAAACUCAUGCUGAAGAAAAUAGCCAGCGAGCCAACCGAAGAACACGUUUUCCUGAUAAACCAAUUCAAGGAUCUGAAAGCGAUAGGGGACACGAUUGCAGAAAAAAAUAUAGAUUACGGCAAAUGUGGAAUUUCUGGAAACACAGACAUAGCACAAGGCACGGACGCGAGUAAAAAGGGGGCGUGGCCAUGGGUUGGCUGGUUAAGUGCCCAGAGCAAGACGUGUGGGGGCGUUCUUCUGUGCGCACGAUAUUUCAUGACGUCAGCAAGAUGCGUGUCUGACGUCAACGAAACAGGACACGUGAUUCCCUACACAGAAAACAUGAUAACCGUGAACCUCGGGGAUUCGCGGUUGUAUCAAGGUGAUGACGAGCAGGUGAUGCCGGUUGUCAAGGACGUCAUCAUUCACCCGAACUACACUGGUGUCCCUAACGAGCAUGACAUCCGAGAUUAUGAUGUGACCAUCCUCGAUUUUGGCGAGGACAAUAGCACACAACCACCUCUGAACAAGUUCAUCAAACCGAUAUGCUUUCCCUAUAGGAAAGUGUACAACUUAUCAGAAGGAAGAUUGGAGUCUUUGAAAGUAAUGGCUGGUGAGGCAUAUGGAUUCACAGUAGGCUGGGGUCUCUCCCCAGAUUCACAUACCCGACAGGUACCGUGGGGAAAACAGAAGCAAAACCGACGGGAAAUCCAAUCAGACGUCAAAUGUGGACGUCGCUACCCAGGCCUGAAAACUGAGAGAUACUUCUGUGUCGGAAAUAUAAGGAAGGAAGGCGAUUCCUGUAGAGGUGAUAUUGGUGGCGCGUACAUGGCAGAACUGAGCAACUUUCGCUACAGCGCAUUUGGACUCGCCCAGAAGACGUACGACUGUCAAGACCAUCUCCAAUUCAGCAUCUUCCUUGAUCUGCAUCACCCAUCAAUCACCGAAUGGGCUCUUCCAAUCCUUGGUCGCUGUAAUCGAUUGGGCAGCGCUGAGGACGAAGAAAAGGAGGCGGAGUUAGAAAGAGAGAAUGCUCGAAACAAAACUGAAGAGGCGGAUCUUGUUGAAAACGAUGCAGAUGGGGCGGACCCUGUUGAAGAUAAUGAACAAGCGGGGGUAGAAAAUGUCGUGGAUGAUGUUGAGAAAAAGGAUGGCGGCAAGAACGGGAAUGGAGAAAAGAAUCUCAAAAAGAAGGGUAAGGGUAAAGGCAAGAAAAAAAACAAGAACAAGAAUGGUCAAAAGAAAAAUAAAAGGGAGAGAAAUUAGACCAACCUGUGCGAUUAAAAAUUUGGUGUUACAUUUACUAGAAACAUAUGGCUCAUGGCUCAUGCAUGAAAAACGUGGUUCGUCAAACCAUUCUAUUCUAUUCAUUGCUGUAUAAUUAAUUGAUAUGGCUGUUUUCUCUAUCGAUUUUUUGCUAUUUUCAAUAUGAUGUUGCUGUUUUUUUUUAAAAGCAUAAACUAUUAUUGGUAAAUAAGUUAAGUAGGAGGAAAACCAAUAUUCAGAUCUCUCACUUCAAGCCACUAGCAUAUAAUGUUCGUAUACGUGCAUUAAAAAAAAAACGUUAUUAGUUAUAGUAUAGUCUCGAUUCGUAUGUUGUUGUAGUUCAAUUUAAAUUCAAUAUCUUCAAAACAGUAUAUUCCCACUUAAAAUCAAAUAUGGUUGAUAUUUGUAAUUUGCUGACAUUCUGUCAACAUAUAAUUACCUUUAAUUUGACAUUAAUCGAUAUGACUUGUGUGAUAGUAUUUGUUUUAUUUAAUUUAACGCAUCUGAAAGUUGCCAGCAAUACGUAUUGCAAAAUGCAUUUGUCCGUAUGGCACUCUAUUGACGUCACAAGUAUCAUCGCGCAAUGUUUAAAUGACGUCAUAGAUAGAAUAGUGCGUUAUCUAAAUACUAUUUGUUAUGUAAUAACGAGUCGUUUAAGUGAUCUAAAUCAGUAUUGCAUUUUGAUGCGAGAAUCGUAUUCGACUAUCGUGUUGUUGUUUUUUGAAAAUAUCCACUCAAGUUAAUCCCUUUUAUUUUGCAUGUAUUUUCAUAAGUUUGUCAAUAUUUUCCAGUAUUUCCAAGUAUCAGCAUGCCUGUAAAUAAAUGCUUUAUUCGAAAAGA